Molecule: messenger RNA, 2018 nt
Organism: Dermatophagoides farinae (American house dust mite)
Lineage: Eukaryota; Metazoa; Arthropoda; Arachnida; Sarcoptiformes; Pyroglyphidae
Biological process (GO): DNA replication initiation; DNA replication
Cellular component (GO): nuclear origin of replication recognition complex; DNA replication preinitiation complex; nuclear pre-replicative complex
Molecular function (GO): DNA replication origin binding
Source: RefSeq, a predicted model, not a curated record
AUGAAUUUUAAAUCAUCGAUAAUUAAAAAAAUGUCCAAUUUAUAUGAUGAUCUAGCAUUUUGUGAGUACCACACUCCAAACACAGGGAAAGAUGGAGCAAAAAGGAAAAAAUUCAACAAUAAAAAUAAUUCAUCAUCAUCCGUAGAAUGGACUCGAAAACAGCUCUACCUAAAAGAAUGGUCCAAAAUUGAUCGAAUGAUUGAUUCUCGAAUUCAAACAUUGCUCGAACAAUUUCUUUGUGAUUUUGUCCAAACAGAAAUGAUCAAUAGCGAUCAAUCAAUCAAUAUGAAAAAAAUUCCCACUACUAUUAUGACUUUGAAUACACCAUCAUUAUGUAAGAAACUAAUCCAUGGCCUUGAUUCUAUGCUCAACGAUUGUGAUGAAAAGAACUUGACGAUACUUAUUCAACUCGAUCCAUCUCAUGAUACAAUGCGAAAUAUUUUGCAACAAUUUCAACGAACUUUUAGCCAACAACAAUUGUUUGAUGAUAAUUUCAAUCUGGACAUAUUGCAGACGAUUGAAGAUGUGCUUAAAUUAGCAAUCAAAACCACUCAAAUAAAUGGCCAGCAGGGUCAGCAUUUGAUUGUGGUUGUGUAUGAAUUUGAAAAAUUCAAUAUGAAUGUAUUGAAUAAAUUCAUCACGAUCAUCAAGUCAUUCAUCAACGAUAUCCCAAUAGGAUUCAUAUUCUUCAAACAAAAUCUAUUUAAUGCCAAUCUAAAUAAUUAUCUUCCAUUGGAUACGAUUGAUCAUUUAUUUGUUCGAAUCUAUAAUGAUGGGUUUCAAAAUCCUAUUCUGUCCUUGUUCGUCGAUAUUAUUCAAGAUGAUAAUCUUCGAAUGAAAUUUCAUCCAAAUUUGAUCGAAAAACUAUCGGAAAAUUUCGAACGAAAAGAAUUAUCUUUUGAAUAUUUCCGUCAUUUAAUGCAAAUAAUUGUCUUUGAUUAUUUUAAUCAAAAUCCAUUAUCAAUAAUCUGUGAUGAAGAUUUUCAAUCAUACAAAGAUGAUGAUUUUGCAUCGUGUUUUCGAAAUUCAUUGAACAUCCUAUCAUUACAACAAAUCCCAUUCGAUGAUGAAUAUAUAGAUAAAUUAUCAAAAUGUUAUGAAAAAUUAUUGAAGAAAAAUUUCCAAUCGAUACAAUGUUUAAAUAUUGUUUUACAAUUAUUCAAUGAUCUAAGCAUACCGGUCGGACAUUUUACUAAUCAUUAUUCAAAAUUUUUCAAACAAAAAUCACCUGACGAAAAAUCAGUAGAACAUCUACAUCUGGAACGGCUUUAUGAUGUGACACAAAAUCGUAUGAAAAAUGCGCUAGAAAAAUUGAAAUUAACUAAUCAACAUCUAAUGACUAAUAAUCCUGCAUUGAAUGUUAUCAAUGAUUAUCUCGUUAAACUUGAUGAAUUAAUCAAUCGAGAUAAACUGGAACAAGCAAAACAAAAUGAAUCAAUACGACAAUUAGGUCUUGAAUGUCAGGUGGAAAUGGUCAAAGAUAAAUUGCGUAACAUCAAUUCUCGAUAUGAAUGGAAACGUACAUUGAAACCGUUGGCUAAACAAAAUCUAUCUCAAUAUGAACAAUGGAAAAAUAAUUUUAUCGGCCAGCUAGAACAAUCAUUAGUUGAUUGUCAUUUCAAUGACGAAGAACGAAAACUAAUCGAUGCUCUAUUCUGUAAUAUAUUUUCAAUGAAUCAUUUAUCCUAUCGAUUAAACAUUGAUAAAGCUUUGACUGAACCUACCAAUCACCAUGAUGGUGGUGCUGCAUUAGGUGAUUCAUAUCCAAGUUUUUAUAUCAUAUACAAUUUCUACAAAGAAUCUGGUGGCAAUCAAGUAAAUCUAAACGAAUGGUAUGAAAAAUUUUGUGAAGAGAAAAAAUUGUCAAAAAAUUCUAUGGAAAAAAAUGAUGAUGAAAUGUUUAUGGCUUGGUUUUUGAAUACAAUUCUUGAUUUUGAAUUCAUUGGCCUGUUGAAAAAUAGUGCUCAUAAUAAAUACAGUAAAAUUGUCCAUUUGUAAUAAAAAUUUUUUAUCAUCAA